Molecule: messenger RNA, 3366 nt
Organism: Aureobasidium pullulans EXF-150
Lineage: Eukaryota; Fungi; Ascomycota; Dothideomycetes; Dothideales; Saccotheciaceae
Exons: 4
Coding region: 284-3163 (959 amino acids)
Source: RefSeq, a predicted model, not a curated record
AACAGCGACAAUCAGCAGCAACAAUCGCAAGUGGCUUUUCUCCAGCCUUUGUCCUUUUCCAACUAAAAACGGUCGGUGAAUCGAGUACCAAACAAACCGGCAAAGGGUCUCUACACCGCGUCACCAAACAAGCCUUGGCCUGCGUCACGCUGCAAGUGUCGAGAGCCUCCGCACAAUUCCAUCAUCUCGCGACCAUCUCCCUCGAUACCGUUCACUUUUCUAUCCUUCUCCAUUCUAGCCGUGUCUUUCUUGCAGAGACACCCCGAUUUCACUUUACAACCGAAUGGUCAACAUGGCUUCGUAUACACAAACACCGCAGCAGAACGGCUUCUACGAGUCUGUGCCGCAACCCUCUGACAGCCUGCAGAACAGGGGCUAUGGCAAUCUUUCGCAACAUGAUUUCGCUCACGAAGGCGAACGUCCUAUCACAGUUGGCGACACUGUUGGCAACCCGCACUCCAUCACUCUCGAGGAUGGCGGCGUCAACCGUACUGUUUCCAAUGCCUCGACCGCAGCAUACAGAGACAUCACCCCCUCGCGUGCCGGCACCUUGAAGAAGAAGGCAAGCGUGAGCCGCAAAUCUAGUCUUAACCGCAGCGGCAGUCGCAGAAGUACCAGAGCUGGCAGCAUUGCUGGUGUCGGUACCCCGGGCGCCCAUGACGACUACAACAGCGCUUUGUCGACUCCAAUUCCCACUCACGGCAGCCCUACUGAUAUCCUCGCCAAUCGCUUCCAAGCAUGGCGCACUCUGUUGAAGUCGCUCAUCACCUACUUCCGAGAGAUCCAGUCUAGCUACGAGACGCGUAGCAAAGCUUUGUUGAAAGUGUCGAAUGUUCUGUCCAACUUUUCGCACCCUUCUGUCUUCAUCACCGAUGGUGGUCUGGCUGAUGCGUCGCGCAUUCUCGGCGACUACCACAAGCACUCUGUCGCAGAAUCGAACAAGUCCCGCGAUAUUGAGCAGGAUGUCAUAUCCGCUCUCACUGGCCUGCGUAGCGAUCUGAGCCAGAAGAUUAAGGAGAUCAAGAGUCUCAACGGUGACUUCAAGAACUCGGUCGACAAAGAGAAGGACGCAACACGCAAAGCGAUUGACCAGCUUGCCGAGGCCUUGCAACACGCAGACCACGGCGACAACAGCAAGACCGACCCUUACAUUGUCCGCCUUGGAGUUGAUCGCAUGGUUGAAAAGCAGAUUGAUGAGGAAAACUACCUCCACCGCGCAUACCUGAACCUCGAGAGCUCGGGCCGCGAGCUCGAAUCGAUUGUCGUGGGAGAGAUUCAAAAGGCAUACAAUGCCAUGGCCAGCAUUCUCAAGCGUGAGGGCGAUGAUGCCUACAACACCGUCGAGCAACUUCGCGGAGGUCCCAUCGCUAUGCCCAAGGACCUUGAAUGGGCGCGCUUUGUCGAGACCGAUCCCCACUUUGUCAACCCCAGACUGCCUCUCCGCCGUAUUGAGGACAUCGACUACCCUGGAAAGAACGCUCCUGCAGCAGCUGAGGUCAGAGCUGGAAUGUUGGAACGCAAGAGCAAGUAUCUCAAGAGCUACACACCUGGGUGGUACGUCUUGUCGCCUACUCACUUGCAUGAGUUCAAGUCGGCCGACAAGAUCUACUCGCAACCUCCAGUUAUGUCGUUGUACUUGCCCGAGCAGAAGCUGGGUUCUCACUCUGAGCCCGGUUCCUCGUCGCACAAAUUCAUGCUCAAGGGCCGCCAAAGCAGUGGCAUGCACCGCGGCCACAACUGGGUUUUCCGCGCUGAGUCUUACGAGACUAUGAUGGCUUGGUACGAAGCCAUCAAGAUUUUGACUGAGAAGACUGCCGAAGAACGCAACGCCUUCGUUCGUCAGCACGUUCGCAGCAUCAGCCAAAACAGCCACCGCAAUAGCAUCAGCAGUGACGGUCUUGAGGAGGACGAAGCUGACCAGGUCCCCUAUUCUGCCCAAUCUAGCGUCAUCAACCAGCCCAUUGGUGAGACGCGUCUCCAGCGUCCCGUUCCAGGCGGGCGAUUCCCGUCUGAUCUGCAGAUUCCUCGCACUCUAGCUGCUUCGCCAGACAGUGAGUCUGACGAGCCCGAGCACCACAACACUGCUGCCGCCACCGCUCUCCCCGGCGUCGUCGCUCUUGCCGCACCUACCCACUACGAUGAUAACCCUUACCGUCUCGAGGGUGUCUCUACCCACGAAGAGGUGCCUGCGCAGCAGAGAGUAGCUUUCACUUCGGCCACUCCAGGCUCUAUCGCCCAUGCCAGAGAGACACUUGCCCUUAGAGAGGACGCUCCUCAUGGCUCGGUUGCUCACGCCAGAGAGACAAUGCCUCUGAGAGAAGACGCUACCUCUACACCAAGUUCCUACCAGCCCAACCCUGUUGAUAACUUCAACAAUACCCCAGUUCAACCUGCUGCUCCUCAGAACAAUGUUGUUCAGCCUACUCAGACGUUUGUCUUGCCUGUCCAACAUGCAGCUCCAGCUCACCAGCUCCAGCGUGACGUUCCCGUCAGCCCCAUUGAGCAGCAACAAUCUCUAGCUCCUGCCUCCAAGCCCGUCCGCCAAAACACCAACUACAGUGAGUGGAUGGCUCCCGCAGCUGCAGGCGUGGGUGCAGGUGCCUUGGGCGCUGAAGCCUACCACCGUCACCAAGACAGAGACCUUUCUUCCAACAUCGAGGAGGAACAACAGACACCUUAUGCAGACGAGCGUCCUCGCGACUUGACUGGUGGUCACGCUGCUAUGCCUACGUCGAAUGAAGCUGCUACCAGCAAUCCUGCCGCAUUUGCCAACAACAACGGCAUCUCUGGCGCUACAUACACUGGCACAGCUCCCUUUCCCGUCUUGAUCCCCAACUCUGCCAACGUUCCUCAGUCGCCUGAGUUCGUUCCCUACGGCGCGAGCACAUUCGGUGCCCCCACUCCCGCUGCUGAGGGCUCCGAACAUCUCGGCGGUCUCGAGAGUGAUGGUGCUCACCAGACUGGUGCCAUCUUCCCCAGAGUCGUUAGACACGACACUGACAUGAGCGUCAGCCAGCUUCACGUUCCUGGCGAAUUCCCUCCCGCGACCCCCGGUUUUGCCCCUACUGAGGAGAAGACCGAAAGAUCAUUGUCUCCCCGUCCUGCCGUUGGUUCUCACGGAACUUUCAUUGCUCCCUCUGCCUGGGAGUUGGCUAGAGAGUAAGAAGUUGAUGAAGCAUGGGAAGCAACAGGAUUGUGGUAACUGAACCUGACCGUGACGACACGAUUUCCUUACUAUCGUUGUUUCACUUGUUGUCCGAUGUCUUAAUACUCUCAUUUGUUUCGCGAGCGCUUUGCUUCAUGCUUGAUUAUUGGUUUUUCUGACUUUUUUACGACAUUGCGAUUACCCUGUGUUUCCUCUAUACU